CUCCUCCCUGCGAUGCUCACCUUAGAGCAGGUGACACCGGCAAAGGAAUACAAAUUUCGCGCUGGCCGUGCUGAGGCGGGCCGUAAAGAGGGACGGACCGGAAGUGGCGGUUGUCAUAGCCACCGACGUGGUCGGCCUCUUCCCGAUCUUAUCCUGCUCUCAGUACUCCCGCUCUGUUUUUACCGGGACGGCGAAAUAGAACGAGAAAGUGCCGACGCAGCAGCUUCUCCAAAAUACAACCAGAGACUAUAACGACUGUGUUGUCCUGUUGAUUUGGGCGAGGACCAGACCGGAAAUGGUGGUUUCCAUGGUAACUCGGAGCGGGUUGCCUGGGAGAUGACCUCUUUCGGUCUCUUUGAAUCUCUGCUGUAGCGUCACCUCGAACGCCGAUCUAACAGAUCCUGGACUGUCUUCUGCCAUGAUUCCCGGAAAAUACCGCUCUGUUUCUGGCCGGGCUGCGAACAACGUAAACUGUGGGCUUCAUCUGGUUAUUCAAACAUCAUCUCUUCCUGAGAAAAACAAAGUUGAAUUCAGGCUAAAUAAAGAAACAUCAUCAUUCCCUGGUAGACUCUUACAACAUGACCUUGAGAAAAACUACUCAAGUAGGCAAGAUUCUACCAAGAAUUUAAACCAUGUAAAAUGAGUUCCAUCCCUCAAGGAAAUUAUAAAUUUAAUUGGGAAGACAAGAGCUGCAUAUGCUGUGAUCAUAUUAAUUUGGUGACCUCAUCAAUGCCAUCAUUUCCUAUUCUCCAACGUUCUUCUGAAGAGAAAAUUCUUUACUCAGACAGGUUGACCCUAGAAAGGCAAAAGCUGACAGUAUGUCCUAUCAUCGAUGGGGAAGAACACCUUCGUUUGUUGAACUUUCAACAUAAUUUUAUAACUCGGAUCCAAAAUAUUUCUAAUCUACAAAGGUUAAUAUUCUUGGAUUUAUAUGAUAACCAGAUUGAAGAAAUUAGUGGCCUUUCUACUCUGAGAUCCCUCCGUGUCCUUCUGUUGGGGAAAAACAGAAUCAAGAAAAUCUCAAAUCUAGAAAACCUAAAAAGCUUAGACGUCUUAGACCUUCAUGGAAAUCAGAUUACCAAAAUUGAAAAUGUCAAUCAUUUGAGUGAUUUGAGAGUUUUAAAUCUUGCCAGAAACUUUUUAAGUCAUGUGGAUAAUCUCAAUGGGCUGGAUUCACUAACUGAACUGAACUUGCGGCACAAUCAAAUCACUUUUGUGAAAGAUGUGGAUAAUUUGCCCUGCCUCCAGCGUCUGUUUCUCAGCUUCAACAAUAUAUCUAGUUUUGACAGUGUUUCCUGCCUUGCUGACUCUACUUCCCUCUCAGACAUCUCCUUUGAUGGCAAUCCAAUAGCUCAAGAGUCAUGGUACAAACACACUGUCCUUCAGAAUAUGAUGCAGCUGCGCCAGCUAGAUAUGAAGAGAAUCACAGAAGAAGAAAGGCGUAUGGCAUCUAUUGCAGCAAAAAAAGAGGAAGAGAAGAAGCGGGAAAGUCAUAAGCUAUCUUUGAUUAAGGAGAAGAAAAGGUUAACAAUUAACAACGUAGCUCGAAAGUGGGACUUGCAGCAACGAGUAGCCAAUAUUGCUUCAACUCAAGAUAGAAAAGACUCUGACUUUCCUUCUCAGGACCCCUGUCAGAUUGAUGGCAGCACCAUCUCUGCAUCUCCAGAGGAAACAGGGUCUCUAGACUCAGGACUCACCAGUGCUUUACAGGGUUUAUCUGUCAUAGACUCUCAUCUUGUAGAAGUGGAUGGAGAUACACUUUCCCUCUAUGGCUCUGGAGCACUGGAAUCUCUGGAUCGGAACUGGAGUGUUCAAACAGUAGGAAUGGUCACGACGGUCUCCUUCACUUUCAUAGAAUUUGAUGAAAUCGUCCAAGUGCUUCCCAAAUUGAAGAUUAAGUUUCCUAAUUCUCUGCACCUUAAAUUCAAGGAAACAAAUCUCGUAAUGCUGCAGCAAUUUAAUGCACUAGCACAACUCCGUCGUAUUGACCAGUUGACAAUUGAUCCUCAAGGAAAUCCAGUUGUCAAUUUUACACUCUGGAAAUACUAUGUACUGUUUAGGCUGAGCCAUUUUAGUAUGCAGAAAAUAAAUGGAACAGAGGUGACACAGAAUGAUAUGAUAAUGGCUGAAAGGCUCUUUGGAAUCCUAGCACAUGUAGCAUCUUCUGAGUUACCUCAGUACCGUGUUAUUUCAAUUCUGGGUGAUGCCAGGAAAAAGCAGUUCCGGUAUCUGCUAGAAACCAAAGGAAAAAAACCUGGUGUUGUCAAUGAAGAAAAUAAUGACAGCAAAAGACUUGUAGGAGAAAACACAAAUCGUGCUACACUAAAUUAUACCACAAGAGAAUUUUAUAAUGAAAAGCUAGAGGAAAUAAAGGAAAAAAAGAAAUUCUGCAAGCUGUAUAUAGAGGAUCUUGUGAAGGAAGCCACAGAAAUCAACAUGAAAAAUGAAGCUUUACAGAAGCUUUGGCCACAGCUGUUCAUUGAGCUUGUUAGGGAUGCAGUCAUAGAAAUCCGCAAUAAAAAUUCCUAUAUGAAGUUCUGCCUGCAGCAGAUAACUGACCAAAAAUAAAAAUAGCUUUUAGUAAUAGCUGAUUUGGGCAGCUUUCUUGUUUGAAGGCUAAAAAUAUGCAGGUUACACAUGUUAAAACAUUACCCCACAAACUAGAAAGUCUAGCAUCAAAGCAUGUAUUGCCCACUGUUCUCAUAGUUAAAGCAGGAGAAAGAGAGGAUUAACUUUCUAUAUGUGAAGACCAAACAACCUUUUGAAACUAAGUGGUCUUUAGAGACGGCUUGGCACUGCAUCUUCUGUCCUUGCUUGGAUUGGUGCCCCUGCUACAGCCCAAAGCACGUAGUAUUUGCUGAAGAUUCAGAAUGAGUUGCUUCUGCCUACUUUUCAGCUGAUAAUUUUCAGUUAUUCAUCUUUUUAUUUUAUGUCAUGAUGUAAAAGCCAAAAAUAUGUUCUUUUUUAUGAGUGAAGAAUAAACUUAUCAGUAAAUUAGUAAAAAAAUACGUUUGCCUUCUUAA
Otolemur garnettii (small-eared galago) is the source of this 3023-nucleotide messenger RNA. It is a transcript of the gene LRRC49, whose product is annotated as leucine rich repeat containing 49. Bases 640 to 2568 code for a protein of 642 amino acids. The transcript is spliced from 17 exons. Lineage: Eukaryota; Metazoa; Chordata; Mammalia; Primates; Galagidae. The record is from RefSeq and is a predicted model, not a curated record. Gene Ontology annotation, molecular function: protein binding.